This is a messenger RNA of Penicillium bovifimosum, 411 nucleotides long. RefSeq lists its product as uncharacterized. The transcript is spliced from 2 exons. The coding region runs from base 1 to 411 and encodes 136 amino acids. The record is from RefSeq and is a predicted model, not a curated record. Lineage: Eukaryota; Fungi; Ascomycota; Eurotiomycetes; Eurotiales; Aspergillaceae.
AUGUUUGAGCGUCGCGCAGGGGAUCGUUAUCGCCUGCGAAUGCACCGGGCUCGCUCGGCCGUUCUAACCUCGGAUGAAAUCGUUGAGGUACGCGCCGCCCAACGAACCUUCGAGGGUGCCUACGUCCGAACCGCCUUGUCCCAGUUCUCCUUCGCCCUCGUCGUGCUCAAGAUCUUCACCGCCGAGUUCUAUAGUAUCGGGGCUCUGUUCGCCAUCUACGGCACCGGUGUCCUCAUUAUCGGACUAUUCCGCCGCUCGCAGGGAAACAAGCAAUUCUUCUCCGAAGUAGGGGACGAUGGGAUACACCGACAUAAGUUUCGCACCAGUGGGAAUGCCGUGUUGGUCUUGACAGCACUGAGCGUGGCGGCAUACGCAUGCUUGAUUGGCUUGACCUUGAACCUGAACAACUGA